AUGGCCCCUUCAAAGAAGAGAUCCAGAAAGGGAUCCUCCAAAAGCCCUAAGAAAACACGAAAGGGAAUGGCCCAGACGGCAGAACCAUCUGGCUUCAACGAUGAGGAUUACAAUAUACGCUCAUCGGAGCGCACCGAGCUCUUGACCCAAAUUAAGGAGGUAUUUGACGGCGCUCCCGUCUCCUCUACCUUCUGGGCUUGCUGUCAACUCGCCGAUAUAAACCGCUUACGAGUCAUCGCCGAAACGGAUCGGGAAAUCGUUAUUCACUUCGAGCGUUCAACAUACUUUAUACCCCUGCAAUGGACUCAAAAAUUACGAGAUUCGAAUUUCGGAGAACCAGAGGCAGCCUCAGAACGGCCAAAGGAGCCAAAGAGUCCCAAACUGAAUUCUGGUACAAAAUCAUCGGUGUCGCGGUCGGCGAAAGAGGUGAAUAACUGCAAAGAGCGUGAUGAUCACCGAUGCGUUUUGACGAGAAAGCCAGAUCCCCAGGCUGCCCAUACAUUCCCCUAUUGCAUGCUUAAUCCACGCUCGACAGCUGAUCGAAACAAAACAUCCAACGGGAUCCCCGAAUUUUGGCAAUCUUUACGACUCUUCUGGGACCGGGACCGGAUCGAUAAAUGGAAAAGCACAAUCUUUCAAGAUCCCCAAAAUCCUUAUACCGGUAUUGAUAAAUGCUUCAAUCUCCUCUCUCUCUCGUCCGAAACACAUAAUAUGUGGAAUAAGGGGAUAUUUGCACUUAAGCCGCUGCAACUAUCAAGUGAUCGUAAGACUUUGACUGUUCAGCUCUUUUGGCAAGUUCCGACCAAGUACGAGAUUGACAGUCGAAUUGAUUUACUUACGGAACCCAAAUCAACCAAAGACUUGGAUUUUGUCGAGGGAUAUUUCUUACCUCGUAUUCACGAUGAUGGCUUAACUCGUCAUGAUAUUCGUUCUGGAGAGGUGUUCACUUUCACAACAAAGGACCCGGAAAGAUUACCGUUGCCUAGUGUGGAACUCUUAGAGAUGCAAUGGUUUCUCCAACGUCUCGUGGGGAUGUCUGGUGCUGCUAGAUGGCCAAUCCUGGACUUUGACAACGAUGAAAGUGAUGAUGACAAUGGUUGGUUUGUUCCGGACCUUACUUCCGAUGUGGACAAUUCCUUGGAAAGAGUCUGUGAAUGGGUUGCUACCAGAGAGGCUGCAGGUAUCACGCCGGAAACCACAACACCAAAUCCUUCUAUUGUCCCAUGUUAUUGA
This is a messenger RNA of Rhinocladiella mackenziei CBS 650.93, 1233 nucleotides long. RefSeq lists its product as uncharacterized. NCBI's taxonomy places the organism in Eukaryota, Fungi, Ascomycota, Eurotiomycetes, Chaetothyriales, Herpotrichiellaceae. The record is from RefSeq and is a predicted model, not a curated record. Bases 1 to 1233 code for a protein of 410 amino acids. The transcript has 3 exons.